CAUUUCAUUUCACUCGGGUUGUGCACGAGAGCGAGAAAAAACAACAGCCCGCAGAUUAAAAUAAAAUAAAACAAACAAGCAAAGCACUAUACUGUGCUUACACAGAAAGAAUAGUGGAUUUAUUUAUGCGGAGUUCCGCUGCUUUUCUUCAGUUGUAUUGUAAAGUGUAAACUUUUAACUACGACAGUAAUUUGGUCGGAGUGAGCAGCUAAGCUAAGCUAAGCUGUUAGCGGUUAGCAGUUAGCAUAACUGUUUAUUUACGUAGCGACGUCGCCGCCGUUAGCUUGACAUGUCUGGAGAACCUAGCAAAGCAUUUUAAACUGGAACAAGGAAUCAAUUUCAAGAAAAAAAAGGAGCUGUGGGAUUAAAUACAGAAAGAGGUUUGCUGGUUAAGCGGAGUGGACCUGCAGGACUGUGUGGCACAGAGGAAUGAGUCAUGACCUCUGUGGUGGUAAUAGACGGUGGAGGGAACGUCCUGGAGUAUGUCACCGGGGACGAAGAGGCGCAGCAGGAGGUGUGUUGUGAUGACACGGUGAUCCACGAGGACGAAACCGAGUGUCCCGCGGUGAUCGUGGAGCAGGUGAACAGCGCCGACGUGGAGCAGUGCUACGCCGCUCAGGUGCUCGUCUGCGACGAUGAGAACACCUACCUGAUGCAGGACGUGGUGGAGGAGCAGGUGGUGGAGACUGAGGUGCAAGACGCAAGCAUAGUGGAAGUAUCAGUUCAUGACAAGACCAUUGAAGCGGCCGAGGCUCUGCUGCACAUGGACUCACCUGCCAGCCUUCAUGGUGACCACAGCCCAGAGGAGUUCCUGUCUGAGAUGGAGGUGGAAGUGAGCACCGAGGACAUGGGGCAUGUCGUGGAAGAUUCACAAAGUGUGUUGCAGCAAGAAGAUCUGCAGAAGAAGAAAAGAGGACGGAAAUCCAAACUGCCGCGGGCUUGCUGCGACGGCUCCUUGGAUUUAAUUUAUAAGCGGAAAUCGAGGGAGAGCAAGGGCACCACCACGUACCUAUGGGAGUUUCUGCUGGAUCUCCUUCAGGAUAAAGAAACCUGCCCUAAGUACAUCAAAUGGACAGAGAAGGAAAAGGGCAUCUUUAAACUGGUCGACUCCAAAGCGGUGUCCAAGCUGUGGGGCAAACACAAGAACAAACCAGACAUGAACUACGAGACAAUGGGACGAGCGCUCAGGUAUUACUACCAGCGAGGAAUUCUUUCCAAGGUGGAAGGCCAGAGACUGGUGUACCAGUUCAAGGAGAUGCCCAAAGACAUCGUGUUCAUUGACGACGAUAUGGAGGACGGGAUGGAGAAAGGCAAAGCGCAGAGUCCCACAGCAGCCGACUACACGGCUCCCAGGCGGAGGAAGGAGAGGCUCUCUCCCGUUUCAUCCUCCGCGCCCGUCAUCAGCAUCGCCUCCGGACCGGAUAGGCUUGUGUCUGUGCAACAGACUCCGGUCACCACGACGACGGGCCCCAGGACGGUGAGGUUAGCCAUGCAGGUGCCAGUUGUCAUGACGACGCCCCAGGGUCAAAAGGUCUCCACGGUGACCCUCAACUCUCCCACGAGCUCCUCUCCGGUCCUGACGACGGGCAGCGUUCUGAGUGGGGGGAACAGCGCGGGUAAAAUGGUGCUGCAGGCUAUGCCCACGCUGGUGCCCACGCAGGGGCAGAACGGCGAGCGGAUCACACUGCAGCUCAUCACGCUCCCCGCCACUGCCGCCACCACCCCAACCAAAGCGGGCACGCCCAUCACACUGCGCACGCUCGCACCGCUCACAGGGACCCAGGUGCUGCAGCUCGCCGUGUCUUCCUCCACAAACACCCCCACCACGGUCACAGUGCCAGCGGAGGCAGCGCUGACCUCACAGGAAAUCAAGAUCGUCAAGGUGGAGACUCUGGAGCAAAGCGCACAGGCCACGACGCACAGCUGAGACGCUGUUCACACACACACACGCACACACACACCUGCAGCGCUUGUGUCAAAUCAACAUAUGAACCACAUCGAUUUGCUUUUAUAAUAAUGACUGUGCUCACGAGGACUUCAGUAAUGAAAGCAGCACUACAGCUAAACCCCUCCCCCACGUUCACAUUCACGUCCCAACACUAUGACUGACCUCUGAACCCAGCCUGCUCAGAAAUGAAGCAGCCGAGACGACGCGAGACGCUUUCUGACCUGUCGAAAGUCGAGACAGACUGCGGUCACGGUUACGGCACCGAGUCGUAAUCGCCGCUAAAGACCUGACGGAGAGACUGAGACGCUUUGGACAAAACGCAGCCAAAGGAAAGAAAAGUUUCCACCAGCACUGACGGGAAGCGUGGCAAUGACGCUGUACAUAAACGGACUCGAUCGUCAUAGUGAACAAAAUGUAAAGCAGCUUCUGAAUUUUUAUUUUAGUUUUCGUUAAAGUUAAACUUUUUCCUUAUAGUGUAAAUAAGAAAUAUAAACUUUUUGAUAUUUUGUAUCAGGCAGUGUUUUUUUUUUUUUAAAGCAGUCUUAAAGAAAAAAAAUCUUAACUUUGUAGAUCGUAAUCAUUUCAUUUUCUAUAUACAGAUUUUGUUUUUGUUGCAUUUUAUAUCCAUUAUACCUCUUAUCCACAUUUCUUUUGGCUCAUUUACAAUUGUGUAUAAAAAAAAAAGGGAGAGAAAAGGUAUGUGUGUGUCUUUCGACUGAACUUUAUUGAAUGUUCAGUAUUUGAAGCCUAUAUUUUGUUGUACUCCUCCUAUCCAAGCUUGUAUCCAAGUAGAUUUAAAUAUACAGGACAUUAUUAUGCAAACGAACGAGAUUCUCUUGGCGUUUUGUUUCCUCAUGGUCUGACGUGUCACCACUCGUCACUUUUUACUCCGUAUCUUAUCAGUAGCAAUCAACCGUUUGCACAGAUCUCCCAUGAUGCUCGCUGAUUUUGUUGCGUCUUUGUGGGACGUUAGCGAACUGUAAUUUUUCGCAAAUGUAUCACGAAUUGAGUAAUCGCGACAAGGUCAGGUAAAGAUAAAGGAACGUCUAGGGUGGAUCCGUACGGCGAUGAAGACGAUGCGUGAAUUACACAGACGUCGUGAAUUUCCUGGUGUUAACCACUAGCUCCGUCACUGGGUAGCAGAUGAAAGCGUACAAAAGUUUAGUGCGAGUUUACUGUAAGGGUCUCGUAGGUUCCUGAUGUGGGCAGAUGUUACACAAAACACAAACCAAAAAAAAACCCCAACCUCAUUACUGACGUUCUGAGGCAACGUUUCACCGAGCUCAACUACCUACGUUUUACUGCGGCUUUGUGCUCUGCAUCUGUAUCUACAAUAUAAAUUGGAGUAGCGCUUACAUGUAUAUCACUAACAGUAUGUCACAUCUUUUUAUAUAAACUUGUCCUUUACGAAAUGAUCUGCACAUACAGUUGUGCUCAUAAGUUUACAUACCCUGGCAGAAUUUUUGCUUUCUUGGCCUUUUUUCAGAGAAUAUGAAUAAAAACUUUUUUCCCCACUCAUGGUUAGUGGUUGGGUGAAGCCAUUUAUCAUAAUGACAACAAAAACCAUCCAAAUGACCCUGAUCAAAAGUUUACAUACCCUAGUUCUUAAUACCGUGUAUUGCCCCCUCUAACAUCAAUGACGGCCUGAAGUCUUUUGUGGUCGUUGUGGAUGAGGCUCUUUAUUUUCUCAGAUGGUAAAGCUGCCCAUUCUUCUUGGCAAAAAGCCUCCAGUUCCUGUAAAUUCCUGGGCUGUCUUGCAUGAACUGUGCGCUUGAGAUCUUCCCAGAGUGUCUCAAUGAUAUUGAGGUCAGGAGACUGAGAUGGCCACUCCAGAACCUUCACUUUGUUCUGCUGUAGCCAAUGACCGGUCGACUUAACCUUGUGUUUUGGAUCGUUGUCAUGUUGGAACGUCCAAGUACGUCCCAUGCGCAGCUUCCGGGCUGAUGAGUGCAAAUUUGCCUCCAGUAUUUGCUGAUAACGUGCUGCAUUCAUCUUUCCUUCAACUUUGACCAAGUUUCCUGUGCUUUUGUAGCUCCACCUCCGUGCUUUACAGUAGGAACGGUGUUCCUUUCAUCAUAGGCCUUGUUGACACCUCUCCAAAUGUAACGUUUAUGAUUGUGGCCAAAAAGUUCAAUUUUGGUCUCAUCACUCUAAAUUACCUUGUUCCAGAAGUUUUGAGGCUUGUCUCUGUGCUGUUUGGCGUAAAUUUUUGUUGGUCUACCUGACCGUGGUUUGGUUUUAACAGAGCCCCUGAUUUUCCAUUUGUUAAUCACAGUUUGAACACUGCUGACUGGCAUCAUCAAUUCCGUGGAUAUCUUUUUGUAUCCCUUUCCUGUUUUAUACAGUUCAACUACCUUUUCCCGUAGAUCCGUAGACAAUUCUUUUGCUUUCCCCAUGACUCAGAAUCCAGAAACGUCAGUGGCUGGAUGAAAGAUGCAAGAGUCUGUCUGGAUCCCAGAAACUCACUCAGCUUUUAUGCGCACACACUGAUUACAAGCAAACAGAUCACAGGUGAGGACGCUACCUUUAGUAGCCAUUCAAACCCAUUUGUGUCAACUUCUGCACAUGUUAUCAGGCCAAAAUCACCAGGGUAUGUGAACUUUUGAUCAGGGUCAUUUCUGUUGUCAUUAUGAUUUAAAAAGAGAAAACACAGUCGUUUGACAAUAAAUGGUUUCACCCAACCACUAAGCAUGA
Messenger RNA from Neoarius graeffei (lesser salmon catfish), 4642 nucleotides. It is a transcript of the gene elf2a, whose product is annotated as E74-like factor 2a (ets domain transcription factor). Gene Ontology annotation, molecular function: DNA-binding transcription factor activity, RNA polymerase II-specific; sequence-specific DNA binding. The transcript has 9 exons. Gene Ontology annotation, biological process: regulation of transcription by RNA polymerase II; cell differentiation. The coding region runs from base 437 to 1927 and encodes 496 amino acids. The record is from RefSeq and is a predicted model, not a curated record. NCBI's taxonomy places the organism in Eukaryota, Metazoa, Chordata, Actinopteri, Siluriformes, Ariidae. Gene Ontology annotation, cellular component: nucleus.